AUGGCGGGCGACCACAAUCAGGUCGAGUGCGAGGCGCGCCAGCAGCUCGAGUACUACUUCAGCUACGCGAACUACAGCCGCGACGCCUACCUGCGGGGCCUCGCCGACGGCCGGGGCUUCGUCGCCCUCGCGGACCUCGAGGACUUCCCCAAGCUCGCGGCGCUGCUCGCGCGCGCACCCGGCGACGACGUGCUCGCGCGCGCCGCGGCGACGUCGCCGCUCCUCGAGUACGACGCGGCGAACGGCGCCGUGCGCGCGGCGAACCUGGGCGGCAGCGACACGCACGAGGCCAAGCACCUCGUGCUCGACGCGAACGCGUUGAUCCGCGGCCGCGCGGCGUCGCUCGCGGGCUACGCCGAGCGCUUCUGGACCAUCGAGGAGGUGCUGGCCGAGGUCCGCGACGACAAGUCGCGCGAGCAGCUCCUGCGCCUGCCCUUUGAGCUCGAGGUCCGGCGGCCGUCCGCGGAGGCGACGGCGCGCGUCCUGGAGUUCGCCAAGCUCACGGGCGACCUCCGGAGCCUCUCGGCCGUCGACGCCAAGGUGCUCGCGCUCGCGCUGACGCUCGAGCUCGAGGCCGUCGGCGACGACGCGCACCUGCGGCGGGCGCCCGACGGCCGCGAGGCCCGCGCCCCCGCGGCGAAGCCCGCUGCGAAGCCCGCGCCCGCGCCCGUCGUCGCGCCGCCGCCGCCGCCCGCGCCGGCCCCGGCCGCGCCGGCCGCGCCGCGCGCGAAGCCGACGUCCUGGGCCGCGGCGCUCAAGGCGCCGCCGCCGCCGCCGGCCGCGCCGGCCGCGCCCGCGGCCGCGCCCGCCGCCGCGCCCGCCGCCGCGGCGCCGCUCCCCGAGGCGGACGAAGAAGAGCAAGAAGAAGACGAGGCGCCGCAGCAGCCGCUCCCGUCGUCGUCGAAGAGCGCGCCGUCGCGCAUCCUCGGCUCCGCGACGGCCUCCGGCCAGAGCUCCGCGAUGGACGCGGCGGACGACGACGGCGUCGGCUGGCUCGACGCGAGCCACGUCGCGACGGCCGUCGCGACGGGCGAGCUGCCCUUCGACGGGUCCGCGCCCGCGGCGAGCGACGGCGGCUACAAGCCGAGCUGCGGCUGCGCGUGCGCGACGGUCGACUACGCGAUGCAAAACGUGCUCCUCCAGAUGGGCCUGCGCCUCGUGAGUUUGGACGGCAUGGUCGUGAGCCGCACGACGCGCUGGGCGCUGCGCUGCGGCGCGUGCUUCCACGUCGAGGACGACCAGGCGAAGUUGUUCUGCGGCCGCUGCGGCUCCACACCGCUGAACCGCGUCGCCGUCGGCGUCGACGCGGCGACGGGCAAGCGCAAGGUCUUCCUCCGGAAGACGCCGCGCCACGACCUCCGCGGCACGAAGUUCGCCCUGCCGAAGCCGGGCCAGGCGGGCCGCUACGAGGGCGAGCUCCUCCUCCGCGAGGACCAGCUCCUCAGCGGCAUCUGGCGGCAAAAGGCCGCGCGCGCCAAGUCCGCCAAGACGAAACAAUCCGUCUUCGGGCCCGACGUCACGGACUCCCUCGAGGCGCUCAACAUCGUCCAGGCCAACGACCUCACCGACGACGGCGCGGGCGACGCGGACGGGAACGCCGAGAAGUCGGACGCGCCCAUCGAGAACCCGGACGGCCGGAACGUCUCCGCCGUCGGCGCCGCCGACGGCGGCGUCGACAGCGACGGGCAGACCGACGGCUUCGGCUGGUCGCCCAUGCCCACGUCCGUCGGCCGCAGCGUGAUCCGGGUCGGCGCGGCCGUCGUCGGCGCCGGGAUCGGCGCGUCCGUCGGCGCGGGCGUCGGCGCGACCGUCGGCGCCUUGGACGGCUUGUACGAGGGUUCGUGCGACGGGUUGGGCGUCGGCCGCUUCGUCGGCCGCGGCGUCGGCGCGGACGACGGCGACGGCGACGGGUCGCCGGGCGUCGGCCGCGGCGUCGGCCGCGGCUGCGGCGCCUCCGUCGUCGGCACGGACGUGGGCACGGGCGUCGGCUCGGGCAGCGGCGGCUUCGUCGGCGCGGCCGACGGCCGCGGCGACGGCUCCGCCGUCGUCGGCGCGCGCGAAUACGUCGGCGCGGGCGACACCGUGGGCUCGUGGCUCGUCGGCGCGUCGGGCAACAAGGGCGAGGGGAACAUGGUCGCCGACGGCGACGGCGUCAGCGGCGUCGGCCGAUGCGUCGUCGGCGCGUCGAAGCGAAGCGUCGACGGCGGCGCCGUGAAACUGUCGCCGUCCGUGUUCGGCGCGUUCUCGCCGAAGCUGUCGCCGUCGGCGCUCGAGUCCCCGCCGAAGCGGUUCCGCGCCGCCGCCGCGGCGCUCCGCGGCGACGCGCCGCCGCCGCCGCCGACGGCAUCGUCGGUCCUCGACCGGGACCUCGGCGACGCGGCGGCGCGGCUCCUGCGGCGCGAGGCCGAGGCCGCGCCGCCGCCGCCCGCCGGCGGCGACGAGUUCCCGACGGCGAUGGCGGAGCGGUCCGGCGGCAAGGUCGCGCUCCACAACGGGCGGUUCCUGCGGCGGACGCUCGCGGACACGGCGGCGCACAACGCGCGGCUCAGGAACGCGCCCUUCGGCGCGGACCGCCGCCGCCGGAGCCCGUCGCCGCCGCCGCCGCCGCCGCCGGCGCCGCGGCGCGACGAGGGCCGGGGCCCGCGGCGCGUCGAGGUCGUGCUCCCCGACGACCGGGCCACGGGCAUCCUCUUCGAGCGCGACGCGGCGUCGGGCCGGCCCGUGGUCCUGGGCUUCGCGGCGUCGUGCCGCGCGGCCGUCGUCGACGCGCUCCGGCCGGGCAUGGUGCUGGCCAAGAUCGCCGGCGUCCGGUGCAAGGCCAUCGACUACGCGCGGAGCCUCGAGCUCGUCCGCGCGCUCGAGAAGCCGCUCACGCUCGAGUUCGAGGCGCCCAAACGGCGCCGGUCGCCGUCGCCGUCGUCGUCGUCGUCGGGCUCCCGGCGCCGGCGGCGCAGGAAGGAGAAGAAGCGGCGCCGGCGCGGCCACGACGAGCGCUCGCCCGGGUAA
This is a messenger RNA of Aureococcus anophagefferens, 3006 nucleotides long. RefSeq lists its product as hypothetical. The record is from RefSeq and is a predicted model, not a curated record. The coding region runs from base 1 to 3006 and encodes 1001 amino acids. Gene Ontology annotation, biological process: maturation of SSU-rRNA. Gene Ontology annotation, cellular component: preribosome, small subunit precursor. Lineage: Eukaryota; Pelagophyceae; Pelagomonadales; Pelagomonadaceae. Gene Ontology annotation, molecular function: RNA endonuclease activity. The transcript is spliced from 4 exons.